Messenger RNA from Adelges cooleyi (spruce gall adelgid), 1152 nucleotides. RefSeq lists its product as uncharacterized. The transcript has 3 exons. Lineage: Eukaryota; Metazoa; Arthropoda; Insecta; Hemiptera; Adelgidae. The coding region runs from base 136 to 1152 and encodes 338 amino acids. The record is from RefSeq and is a predicted model, not a curated record.
UGUCGAGUUAUUUUUCAAGUUGUAAAAUUUUUCAAGUUCAUGAGUUUAUAAAUUAUUAUUCCAUAAUUUUCACUUACAUUACAGCAUAAGCGCAUUACAAGAAUAAUUAAACUACUAGACUUUAAAAUAUUCAUAAUGGCAACAAACUCGUGUCUUUUAAUUUUAAUACUAGAAUUGGUUUUUUAUUUAACGACUGUGGCAUCAUCUCCAUUAAUUGAUAUACUUGUAUUUAGACCUAUUGCCGACGAGGUUAGAAAUGAAGUCGGUAAGUUGGAUUUUCCAAAUGAUACAAAGGUUGCGUUUUGGAAACAAUACAUCAAUGUCGGGAAUUAUUCAAACGAUUUCAUUGAACUUCUUAACACUUACAAAACGUUCAAGGACCUUCCUAUCGGCUUUAAUGAUGACGAAAUACGAUUAUUGACUACCAGCAACACAGAAGAUUCACUAAAUGAUAAAGUACUCGCUCAACUGAAAUACUAUCGCAAGUCACAAGAAAUUCAAUGUGCACAAUAUAUGAUAUUGCAGUACAAGUUGUAUUAUGACCGAAAACGGAACACUAAAGAAAUUGCUGAGCAUGUAUACAUUAUGAUAGCGAUGGCAUACAAAGGGAAUUUCAUAGUAUUCAAAUGGCUUUGGGAACUACAUAUCGCCCUGUGGUCACCGGCUAAGGGUGACCAAGUACAACAAUUACAUAUGAGAGGGCAAAAUCUAGAAAAAUUUCGAAAACCUUUAGCCGAUUUAAUAGAAAUGUGUAUGGGACAUAAAUAUUUAACAGUCAUAGAUAAUGGACAACAAAUCCCUGGUCGUACAGUAAGUAGGCCAAGUCUGUUAAAUAAAUUUGAGGGAUGUUUUAUUUUCAAAGUUAAGAAACAUACAAAUUUUAAACACAAAAAACCUGUGUCGAAGGAAUUAAUUAAACCACCAUAUUGGUUCAAUAAAAUUGAGGAAUCUUAUAAACUGAAUCACGAAAAACAUGAACUAUAUAAAAAUAUACCUGCAUUGCCUCUUGACUUCAAUUAUUUAACCUUAAGAUGUGUAUGGCAUGAAACAUCGUUUGUGAUUAAACCAAUAUGGAACGUUACUAUUGACUGGAAUGCAAUAGAGCGUGUGUACACAGCUUGUCGUCAAAAGGUCUAUGAUCAGGUGUCCUAA